CCUGAAUAUGUAAUUGAAAGCUAUCUCGAUACCAACCAAUGAAAGGCGGAGCUUGCCGGUUAGUUGCCGGUGGCCGGUGUGUACAGCUGUACAGUUCGGCGCAAAAUGUCAUUCGGCACACGUGUGUGACCAGUUGGAAGGAGACGUCAACGGUGUCGGUGGAUGUGUUUAUGGAGAAAAUCCUUUAUUUUUCCAUCGUAUAGUUUUUAGAUUUUAUCGCAACAGAAUGGAGUACAUUUACCGAUUACCGUUCUUAGUCCUGGAAGUGCCUAAUUUAAAAUUAAAGAGACCGUCCUGGUUCGUGAAACCUAGUGCUAUGAUAGUCUUCUCCUUCAUUCUUCUAUCGUACUUCUUGGUAACGGGAGGAAUCAUAUACGAUGUAAUUGUUGAGCCACCCAGUGUAGGAUCUACAACAGAUGAACAUGGUCACACAAGACCUGUAGCAUUUAUGCCAUAUCGUGUAAAUGGACAAUAUAUCAUGGAAGGCUUAGCUUCUAGUUUCUUAUUUACAAUGGGAGGUUUGGGUUUUAUCAUAUUGGAUCAGACUCAUGGUCCAUCAACGCCAAAACUUAACAGAGUUCUUCUGAUAUGUGUUGGAUUUCUCAGCAUACUUGUGUCGUUUGUUGCAUGCUGGAUAUUCAUGAAAAUGAAACUUCCGUAAGAUAUCAUAUUUAUAUUUUGAG
Messenger RNA from Formica exsecta, 683 nucleotides. RefSeq names its product oligosaccharyltransferase complex subunit ostc-B-like. Bases 227 to 661 code for a protein of 144 amino acids. The transcript has 3 exons. Lineage: Eukaryota; Metazoa; Arthropoda; Insecta; Hymenoptera; Formicidae. Gene Ontology annotation, cellular component: oligosaccharyltransferase complex. The record is from RefSeq and is a predicted model, not a curated record.